AUGGCGUAUAGCUCCAAGAUCCUGAAUUUGAUAUCCAGUGAAAGAAUAUACUGUCUGGUGUCUGAUGACAUCGGCUAUGUGAUAUAUUCUGCACUGGGCAGCUUUUAUAUCCCGUCCUGCAUCAUGGUGUUCGUGUACAUCAGGAUAUACUAUGCUGCCAAAGCUAGGGCGAGAAGAGGCAUCAGGAAGAAUCCAAGGCCAAGAUCUAAUGACCAGCAAACAAGUUUCUCAAACGCGCCAAAGGGGUCGAACCCAAUGCCUUCUUCGUCUUUAACGAUGCCUGCGGGAGUGGACGGUAGUCAUUCCAAUAAUAAUAGGGAAACACAAAUAUCGACAAUAGAAACGCAGCAAGUUCCCAUACCUACGGUGACAUGCGAUUUUGCAUCAGACAUAUCCACUAGUGAGGCUGCAGACCAGGCACCAACUCCUGAUGAUAGGAAGGAUACACUCAAGGUGGUUACAUCAGCUCAAGUAACGAGAAAUCCAUUAGCCGCGUGUGCCUAUAGACACUCAACUCUUUCCGUAAACGGUGAGCUUGCUUUACAAUCUCAACGAUGCCGAGCUCCCAGCGUCGCCAUAGACACCGACAUGGUCUCCGAACUGGAGCCUUCGUCAUCGGACUCAGGAGUUGCCACACGCUGUGCAGUGGUCAAACCACUCAAACUUCGAAUAUGCCAGCCUAUUUUUGGUAAAAAGUCUGACCGAAAACAAGAAAAGACGCUACCCUCAAAGUCAGAACUGGAGCCAGCGUUGCCUAAACAGCAUAAACCAAGAGAUCCUGAAAGGGAAAAGAGACGAUUAGCGAGGAAAAAAGAAAAGCGAGCCACGUUGAUUCUAGGUCUAAUCAUGGGCAGUUUCAUCGCUUGUUGGCUGCCGUUUUUCUUUUUGUAUAUUUUGAAGGCUGCGUGUAGAUGGUGUGUUAUUCCCGGCAGUGCGUUCGCGAUCGCCUUCUGGUUAGGUUAUAUGAACUCAGUAUUAAAUCCUGUUAUCUAUACGAUAUUUAAUAAGGAUUUCCGAAGGGCGUUCAGGCGGAUACUGUUCAAGUGAUGUUUGGCCUACCUGUGCUGUUACCAAUGCGUGGCCAACAGGAUUUUGUUGGCCCAGCAGAGGGCAGCACCAGGUCUUUACAAUAUGCGUUAAUUCCUACUUGACAAAGCUAAAAUUAAUUUCACGAACCAUUCAACUGUUAAUAUUGUAUUAUAUUGAUUUCUUGGUAAGUGUAAUUAUAUUUAUUUCUCUAUAAAGAUUUGAAUAAGUACUGUUAAAAGGAAUUGAAUAUGACUUUGUUUAGAUUCAGUAGGAAAUGUUUUAAUUUUUAUUAUUACCAAAACAUCUGUAAUUACUACAUUAGAAACUAAAUUCAAUUGUUGAUUUAAACUAUUGAAAAAAGUCGGCGAAGUUGGAAAUUUAGUCUAUACUAAAGUAAAACUCAAGAAAUGUCGGCCCGAA
This is a messenger RNA of Pieris rapae (cabbage white), 1449 nucleotides long. Its product is annotated as alpha-2 adrenergic receptor. The record is from RefSeq and is a predicted model, not a curated record. The transcript has 5 exons. The coding region runs from base 1 to 1047 and encodes 348 amino acids. Lineage: Eukaryota; Metazoa; Arthropoda; Insecta; Lepidoptera; Pieridae. Gene Ontology annotation, biological process: adenylate cyclase-activating adrenergic receptor signaling pathway. Gene Ontology annotation, cellular component: membrane. Gene Ontology annotation, molecular function: G protein-coupled amine receptor activity.